AUGUUUUCUGCUUCUUCUCGCUCAAUUGUUCGACACAUCGCCCUUGGCCGAGGCUCAUGCGGAGCUGCUCUAUGCAGCCGCCCCACAGUGCGGAGUCGGCUUCAUUCAACGAAGCAUCCCAAAGGCUUCGUGCCGCCGACUGAUGAGGAUUUGAUAGAGCUGCGCGAGCGAGUGCAGGAAUUUACACGGCGAGAAAUAUCUGAAGAGGUCGCUGCACAAACAGAUCGGCAGAAUGAGUUCCCGGCGGAUAUGUGGCAGAAGCUCGGAGAAGCUGGUUUUCUUGGUGUGACGGCUGACGAGGAGUAUGGUGGAUUGGCUAUGGGUUAUCAGGCACAUUGUACCGUUCUGGAGGAAAUCAGCAGAGCCUCAGGAAGCAUCGGUCUAUCCUAUGCUGCCCACUCGCAAUUAUGUGUGAAUCAACUGUCAUUGAAUGCCUCUCCCGAACAAAAAGCAAAGUAUCUCCCUGGAUUGAUAUCUGGCGAAAAGAUCGGCGCCCUCGCCAUGUCAGAGCAUUCUGCAGGAUCAGACGUCGUUAGCAUGAAAACAACUGCUAGCGCUGUUGACGGCGGCUGGCUGCUCAACGGCACAAAGAUGUGGAUUACCAAUGGUCCCGACGCAGACUUUAUUGUGGUCUACGCAAAAACAGAGCCUGAGAAAGCAUCCAAGGGAAUCUCUGCAUUUAUCGUCGAGAAGAAUUUCAAGGGCUUCUCUUGCGCGCGCAAACUCGAUAAGCUCGGCAUGCGUGGAUCAAAUACUGGUGAACUGGUAUUUGAAGAUGUUUUCGUUCCUAAGGAGAAUCUCCUUGGGGAAAUCAACCGCGGAGUCAAGGUACUCAUGGAGGGAUUGGAUUUGGAACGUCUUGUAUUGAGUGCAGGACCACUUGGUAAAAGCAUCAUGCAAUCCGCCCUCGACCUUGUCCUUCCAUACACCCAUACCCGCAAACAAUUCAACACCCCAAUCGCUCACAACCAACUCAUCCAAGGCAAACUCGCAGACAUGUACACCAAACUCGCCGCCUCCCGCGCCUACACCUAUCUCACCGCCAAACAGAUUGAUGAAUCUGCUACUAGCUCCACCGUGAUCCGUACCCAGGAUUGUGCAGGCGCAAUCCUGUAUGCUGCUGAGCGUGCGACGGAAUGCGCGCUGGAUGCCAUUCAGCUUAUGGGUGGAAACGGUUAUAUCAAUGAGAUUGCCGCUGGGAGGUUACUCAGAGACGCCAAGUUGUAUGAAAUUGGCGCUGGAACCAGUGAGAUUCGCAGGAUGGUUAUUGGGCGGGCGUUUAAUAAGGAGUAUGCAUGA
This is a messenger RNA of Talaromyces proteolyticus, 1299 nucleotides long. Its product is annotated as putative isovaleryl-CoA dehydrogenase IvdA. Gene Ontology annotation, molecular function: flavin adenine dinucleotide binding; 3-methylbutanoyl-CoA dehydrogenase activity. Bases 1 to 1299 code for a protein of 432 amino acids. The transcript has 6 exons. Lineage: Eukaryota; Fungi; Ascomycota; Eurotiomycetes; Eurotiales; Trichocomaceae. Gene Ontology annotation, biological process: L-leucine catabolic process. The record is from RefSeq and is a predicted model, not a curated record.